AUGACAGAACUUGAACCCUACAAACCAAUUUGCCUUGAUCAUCAAUGGCAUGAAAUCGAACACGCUUGCAGAAAUUACUACAACUCUUCGUCUCGGUGUGAUUUGAGUGGUUCGUUUUCGAAGAAUUAUUAGAAAUAGUUCUGUUCGUUUCAGCUGAAGAAGACAAGCAAUUGCUGAAAGAGCUCCAAACAUGUUGCGAGGACGAAGAAAACUGUUGGCCCCGAGAAAUGGACGAGUACUGCUGCCAAGAAGAACCGUGCAACAAUCAUAAAUGCAAAAUUCCAGUGGGUCAUUUUUCUCCGAGUUCAAUCCUUGAACGAAACCAUUUUGAAAGUAUCGAGUAAAUUCUAUUUUUUCAGAUGCCAGCGAAAGGAACCAGUGUUGUUUCCGAGGCGAUCUUGAAGAAAAUGUUACAGCAAGAAGAAGAAAGAGAAGGAGACGGGAUCUUCAGCAAAAAAAUCUUGACGAGAAAGCAGAAAAAACUAAUUGUCAAGUUGCACAAUUUCUUGAACACCAAGAACUCCACCGUCGUGCGCGAAAUCAUAAAUGACUUAACUUUGAUCAUCUACAACAACGAAGUUAUUCGACCACCGAGUUAGUUGUAAAUCUCUUUUUCUUUGCUCAGCGAUUCUUACCAUUCUUGAACCAAAAUGCAAAAUUUCAGUAACGUUGACCAGCUUUUUGGACUUGAGCACGGUGAAAGAACAUAGAAUUCACGUUAGUUUUCCGAAAAAGUUUCACAAGAGUCGUGAAUUUUCAGUUUUUGAUCGAUGUCGUUGAACAAUUAUCGGAAGAAUGGCACGCGGCUGUCGACUUCACAGGAUUCAUGUGCACCUCUCUUCCCACCUGCUCCGAGCUUCAAGCAACCUUCAGAUGGGUACUGUCACCUCUAAACUUAUUUUUAAUAAUUGACGAAUUUUGCAGAAUAUUAAGAAGAAAGACUACUUUGUAAGUAAAUUCAAAAACAACAAGUCCAACGUGAAGCCGAGUAUCGACGAAUAUCCAUAUUGGGCCGGAGAGGAAUAA
Molecule: messenger RNA, 1026 nt
Organism: Caenorhabditis auriculariae
Lineage: Eukaryota; Metazoa; Nematoda; Chromadorea; Rhabditida; Rhabditidae
Source: the annotation of a GenBank genome assembly